Caenorhabditis briggsae is the source of this 1107-nucleotide messenger RNA. RefSeq names its product Protein CBR-PIE-1 (gene Cbr-pie-1). The record is from RefSeq and is a predicted model, not a curated record. Gene Ontology annotation, molecular function: metal ion binding. NCBI's taxonomy places the organism in Eukaryota, Metazoa, Nematoda, Chromadorea, Rhabditida, Rhabditidae. The transcript is spliced from 5 exons. Bases 1 to 1107 code for a protein of 368 amino acids.
AUGGCUCCAACGAAGACGAUAGGCGAGCAAAUGGCCGCUCUAAACACCUCCGACGACACCUCGUUCGCCGAUCGAUCGAAUAGUCUUCUGAAUGCGACGUGUCCGGCGCGGAUUCAAAAUAAUUCAAGUGCCAACUUGUCGUUCGCCGCUCCGUCUGCCGCGGACACAUCGAUGACGUCAUCAGUCGGGAAAUGGCGUCCGAAGCGGGAACCAUUGAAAAUUACACCUCUGGAGCAGAUUGACGAGAAUACGCCGGCGAGAAAAUAUGUUCCAGCGGCGUCUUCUAUAGAUAAACGCCCCAGCGACUACAAAACGCGCCUUUGUGAUUCGUAUCGUCGAUCGGGAUGGUGUCCGUACAACACUAAUUGCACAUAUGCACAUGGAGACAAGGAAUUACAGAUUCCGAAACGACGUCUUCCAUUAGAAUACACGACGUCGUCAUUGUCAACGUCUUCUAAACAUCGUGAUUCUCGAGACUCUCGAGACAACUACCGUAGACACAGUCGUGAACGUCGGAACAGUUCGAAACGAGGAGGCGAUGAAUUUGAAAUUUCGUUCAGAGGAGGAGGAGGAGGAGCAUCAUCUGGAUCAACGUCUACUUCUAGAUAUCGAUCGAAUGAUGAUUCCUCCCGCUAUGGAAACGAUCGUUGCUGUUCGUCGUCGUCGAACAAUCACUACAAUUCGAAUAACUCUCAUCAUCAUCAUCAUAGUCAUCGACCGAUUUGUCACGCGUUUCAGCGAGGAAAUUGCAGAUAUGGACCGAGAUGCCGCUACCUGCACCAAGAGCAACUUCCCCAAUUCAAUGGGAACGCCACAAUGUACGCCUGCCCACCAUCGGAUUCCAUCUACUAUCACGCCCAUCAUCAGAACACUCAUACCUAUCUAAUGCCAUAUUUCAUUCCCCAACAAGGAGCCCCACCCCCUCAGCAAUACGUGGAUUUGAAUCAAUCCAUGCAAACUAUUCAAUAUCUUCCCCCACAAGCGCCGCCCACAUACUUCGUCCCGCCUCCUCAACAAGUUGCCCUGGAUCAAUCGAUUGUCUACGCCCCGCCCACUGAUCAAGUCUAUUCCCAACCACCACCACCACCUCAACCACUUAUGUCUUGA